GACAGACAACAACAGUCCAAACUGACCAAACUAAAACUCAACAUCCAGCAGACAGUGCUACGCUGGAAAAAGAAGGGAAAAAGGAGAGAAGUUGGAUUAACCCACCGACUUUCAGUUGAAGAGGGGGGAAAAUGAAAAGCCGGGAUCUCUUGCUGUUGGCGUGUUGCUUAUGCAGCCUGAGCACACUGGGAGAUGCCACAGACGAGGAAGAGGCUCUGAUGAGGAAGAUCUUUACCAAUUACAACUUGAAGGUCAGGCCAGCACCCAGUCCUGAAGACAGGGUGGUGGUCCGCGUGGGUAUGAUACUGUCAUCCUUCGUAGGACUGAACAUGAAGAAAGAAGAAAUGAGCACAAUUGUUGUUAUGAAUCUGGAAUGGACGGACUUCCGAUUGUCGUGGAAACCUAAGGACCAUGGUGGAAUCAAGGUGUUGCGUAUCCCUUAUGGGAAGAUUUGGCAGCCUGACAUAGUCCUCAUUAAUAAUAACAAUGGGGUGUUUGACGUGGCCUUGCAUGUCCACGUUCAGGUGUACAGUUCCGGCAAAGUCACCUGGACUCCCCCUGCAUUGUACUGCAGCUCCUGUGCUGUUCAGGUGGAAUAUUUCCCCUUUGACUGGCAGAACUGCACGAUGAAGUUCCGCUCUUACACCUAUGACUCCACAGAGAUCGAACUGCAGUACGCGCUGGAUUCAAAAGGCAAGGAAAUAAAGGAGAUCCAAGUGGACGAGUCUUUUGGUGAGAGCGGCGAGUGGUUCAUCAAACACAAGCCGAGCAGAAAGGUCAUGAGUGACGAUCAGUACGAGGACAUGGUCUUCUACCUGAUCAUCGAGAGGAAGCCUCUGUACUACGUCCUGAACAUCAUCCUCCCCUGUAUUCUCAUCACCAUCAUCGCCAUCUUUAACUUCUACCUGCCUCCUGAUGCAGGUGAAAAGAUGGGCCUGUCCAUCAACGUCCUGCUGACCCUGACUGUCUUCCUGCUGCUGCUGGCUGAUAACAUUCCUGAGACGUCACUGGGCGUCCCCAUCAUUGUCAACUACAUCAUGUUCACCAUGAUCCUGGUCACGUUCUCCGUCAUCCUGAGUGUGGUCGUCCUCAAUCUACAUCACCGCUCCCCCAAAACUCACAUGAUGCCCAUGUGGGUCCGUAAGAUCUUCAUCCACAUGCUUCCUCCUUAUCUCUGCAUGCUGCGGCCUAAAGUGGAAACCCCUCUGUACCUGGAACUCUCGCCCCGAAAAGAGAAAUACAAGAUCUGCAUCAAUAAAGCAGCGGACGAAUACUUCAUCCGCAAACCAGACACCUCCAUCCUCUUCCCGCGACCUAACAGGUUUCAGCCCGAGGGCAUGUGCACGGACCUCAGGAAAUUCAUUGACGGCCCCAGUAGCUAUCUUUCGUUACCUGAUGAUCUGAAGUCAGCCAUAGAAGCCAUUACGUAUAUCGCAGAAGCCCUGCAGGCCGAGAAGGACUAUGAAGCUCUGAAGGAGGACUGGCAGUACGUGGCUAUGGUGGUGGACCGCAUGUUCCUCUGGAUCUUUGUCGUCUUCACCACUGUGGGAACCUUGGCCAUCUUCGCCACUGCCCGUUUUAACCACACGCCCACUAACCCGUUUAAACCGAUGUAAGGCAUUUUUCUGCCAGCGAUUUUCUGUGUGUGGUUCACCAUUGGACCAUUGUGCCUCGGAACCUCAUAUUUCUGCCACUAUCAAUUUAAAUACAGCCUGAACGAUAGAGACGAUACUGGCAACAUUCUGUAUCAAUGUCAACAACCAUUUAUACACACUCAAAAGAUUAUUCUCAAAUCAAACAAGGCCAUCGACCAUACACUUCCUUUACAUUAGUGUCUCACCAUCUGACUGUAAUUGUCCAUAUUCGCCCGGCUGUCUUUGUUUUCAAGUGUAAACAUUGUGGAAAUGCAACCCUGGCUCCUGUCGCACGAUAUCAGCUGUCAAUCCCACUGUUGUUCACUCAUAUGUGCCAAGCUCUGUCGCCUAUUUCCCUCUGAAUAAGAAUAUAACUUACAAAAUUCACAUCACGCUUGACUGAAAGUAGUGACUGAGACCAUGAACGCUUCAGGAAAAAGUUUACCGACGCUAUAAAUCAACCGAGAAGUUGGACGAUUUUCCAUUCAGAGUAAACACGCACUGGUAUGACGGCACUUGAAGGUGACACGGUGCAUUUGUGUAUUACCAUGUUUAACCUUGUGCUCGCAACAAACGGAGCGUGUCACUGAAAUGAAUGUCUUGACCGUCUGCAGGUACGAUUCUCAAGAUUUGCACCCAAGUUAAAGGACAUGCACAUUUAUUAUAUGUAUUUUUGAGAAUGGCGUGAAAUUAUCUUGAAAUUCAUAGGAUAAGACAACUUAUCAUGAGGCUUCUCGGCGCUCACAGAUUCGUCAACUGCAGUAUUGGACACUCUGAAAUGCACCGAAACAGGAACAGGAACAUACAAAGGUGUCGAUGAUUGUAUGAAAUAUAACUAACCAGCCGAUGUUACAGUGGCUGCCAUGUCUCUUAAUUUACCCGGUGUGUUUUUUAGUAUAUAGUUACUGUGAGACUCUCGGUUGGAAGAGUGUAGAUCCAGUGUUUGAUACUCAUAUGUGGUGUUAACACAUAAACACCAGGUCGAACCAGAUGCUAUAAUGAGCAGGCUGUAUGCCUUUCAUUUCCCUCUGUCAGAAUGUGCUGGAGCGUGGCACAUGCUUUGUGGAUAUUUUUGCAACCAUGCUAAUCCUCUUUGUAUUUUGGGCACCGGUGUAUGUGUGCGGAGUGCAGAGCAGCACGCCAACACAAAUCAACAGUUGCACCAACAGACGACAGACCUUUCAAGUUUGUUUUUUUCCCCCGCUCUCCUGGAGACGCACACACCACCUGCCCUUUUAAUUUUGCGUUUUCGGUUGUUGUUGUUGUUGGUUUUUUUUAAAUAAAGCUCUGAGAGACAAAUUUUAAAAGCUCCAUCUGUUGAUGCCGUGAGAGUUGUGACCCCUUACUCCAUCGCCUGCCCUCUCUGCUAUUAUUAACAGUCCCCACACCGGGACUGCUUACUGGACACUGGCGCAUGGGCUUCCCUGAUAUUUCCCUGUGUGGAUACACUCAUGCAUGCAUGCAGUGUGUGUCAGCUGAGGAAUUUGAAGACUGAGAGUCUCAGUCGCUCAGUGUGGAGAUGGUGCUGAUAGUGCUUCAGUGUAACAGACUGCGUGUCAAUGUCGCACUCCCAUUACUUUCAUUUCUAUCCACAUCUUAUUAUCUCUCUCUCGUUGACCUUGCAUGUAACUGUAGGGUCGAGAAGACAGGCUGCUCAACAGAUGCAUGAAAACACCAAGGGGCCCUUCCGACUGAUGUAUUUAUACUGGGAGUGGCGUGGGGCGGCAUGCAGGAGGGCAAGUGCGAGACAUUAUUCUCCUCUCAACUCUCAGCGUAGCUCUGAUUUAUGGCCUGUUUGUGUUUCUGCACUGGAGACCCUGACCAGAAUGAGGGAGGGCA
Messenger RNA from Solea senegalensis (Senegalese sole), 3473 nucleotides. It is a transcript of the gene chrnb1, whose product is annotated as cholinergic receptor, nicotinic, beta 1 (muscle). Gene Ontology annotation, cellular component: neuron projection; synapse; postsynaptic membrane. Gene Ontology annotation, biological process: monoatomic ion transmembrane transport; chemical synaptic transmission; nervous system process. The record is from RefSeq and is a predicted model, not a curated record. The transcript is spliced from 11 exons. NCBI's taxonomy places the organism in Eukaryota, Metazoa, Chordata, Actinopteri, Pleuronectiformes, Soleidae. The coding region runs from base 132 to 1616 and encodes 494 amino acids. Gene Ontology annotation, molecular function: acetylcholine-gated monoatomic cation-selective channel activity; transmembrane signaling receptor activity.